AACAUUACUUGAAUGCUGAUGCAUGAUGCCUUGGGUGUUGCUUACAAGUACACAUACUACAGAAGUCGCGCUAACAAAGAAUCAUGCAUUAAUCAUGGCCCACUCUGUAUUUUUCCGUCCUUUCCCCUGCGGACAGCGACUUUGAAGUAUCCGUGUUGUGCCAGCAUUAGUAUGCCUGUUAUGUUGUGUAAGUGUGCGAAGACUGUAGCGUAG
Messenger RNA from Laccaria bicolor S238N-H82, 213 nucleotides. RefSeq lists its product as uncharacterized. The transcript has a single exon. NCBI's taxonomy places the organism in Eukaryota, Fungi, Basidiomycota, Agaricomycetes, Agaricales, Hydnangiaceae. The record is from RefSeq and is a predicted model, not a curated record. Bases 13 to 213 code for a protein of 66 amino acids.